This is a messenger RNA of Menidia menidia (Atlantic silverside), 3709 nucleotides long. The record is from the annotation of a GenBank genome assembly. Lineage: Eukaryota; Metazoa; Chordata; Actinopteri; Atheriniformes; Atherinopsidae.
CUGCAGUCGCGAGCAAGAGAGCGACGUGUUCCCUCAGCGGGAGCAUCAGGUAGCUCCAUAUACGGAUUAAGGGAGGCAUCUCGCAGCCCCCUCUGGCUCUGGAUCGGCUAGGGCGCACGGAGGGGGGCAGUGCCAUGCUCACUCCUGACAAUGCGCCGCUCCUGAGCGAACCCAACCGGUCCCUGGUCCUCAGUCCCGCUGAUGAACUCGUGAUGGGGACCUGCGGGAACGCCACGGACCACCGCAACGGCUCCGACCCGUUCGCGAGGAACGAGGCGGUCGCCCAGAUCGAGAUCAUGGUCCUGAGCGUCACCUUUGUGGUGGCGGUGGUCGGAAACGUCAGCGUCCUGCUGGCCAUGUACAACACCAAGAAGAAGAUGUCGCGCAUGCACCUCUUCAUCAAACACCUCAGCCUGGCCGACCUGGUGGUCGCCUUCUUCCAGGUUCUGCCCCAACUCUGCUGGGAGAUCACCUUCCGCUUCUACGGCCCGGACUUCCUGUGCCGGAUAGUGAAGCACCUCCAGGUGAUGGGCAUGUUCGCCUCCACCUACAUGAUGGUGAUGAUGACCCUGGACCGCUACAUCGCCAUCUGCCACCCGCUGAAGACCCUCCAGCAGCCAACCAAGCGCUCCCACAUCAUGAUCGUGUCCACGUGGAUGUGCAGCCUGGUGCUCAGCACCCCGCAGUACUUCAUCUUCUCCCUGAGCGAGAUCAAGAACGGUUCGGACGUGUACGACUGCUGGGCGCACUUCAUCCAGCCCUGGGGCGCCAGGGCCUACAUCACCUGGAUCACCGUGGGCAUCUUCCUGGUCCCCGUGGUCAUCCUGAUGAUGUGUUACGGCUUCAUCUGCCACAGCAUUUGGAAAAACAUCAAGUACAAGAAGAGGAAAACCACGGCCGGAGCCGCCGGCAAGAAUGGGCUGAUCGGGAAGAGCUCCGUCAGCAGCGUCACCACCAUCUCCAGAGCCAAGCUGAGGACGGUCAAGAUGACUUUCGUCAUAGUUUUGGCCUACAUCGUCUGCUGGGCGCCGUUCUUCACCGUGCAGAUGUGGUCGGUCUGGGAUGAAAACUUCCAGUGGGAUGAUUCUGAGAACACAGCGGUGACUCUGUCUGCGCUCCUUGCCAGUCUCAACAGCUGCUGCAACCCCUGGAUAUACAUGAUCUUCAGCGGUCACCUCCUCCAGGAUUUCGUGCACUGCUUCUCCUGCUGCCACAAGAUGAGCGCCGACUACAAGAAAGAGGACUCGGACAGCAGCAUCCGCAGGACCACGCUGCUGACCAAGAUGACCAAUCGCAGCCCGACGGGCAGCACCGGCAACUGGAGAGAGCUGGACAAUUCCCCCAAGACCUCGGCUCACACAGAGUGAGCAGGCAGUCGGGACAUCGAGAUACGUGUCGGAAAUGCCUGGUCGGGGGUAAAAUAACCCUAAAUUUAAGAAGCUUCUUUUCGUGGAGCACGAAGCUCACUGAGGAGACCAAAAAUCGAAAGAAAAUGGAGAGCUUUUCACCUGGAUUCUAUGUCAAUAUAUGAUCUUUAUCACCCUAAAUACAAAAAAUAUUGAGAAAAAACGUUGUCAAAGAGGGUCAAGGUGCAAAAUUUGGUUUCAAAACGACAUUUUUCUCCAAACCCUGUCAAUAUUCUUAUAAAUUCAAGCAUUAGAAAGCUUCAAGUUAUCAUAUCCAGACACCUCCAGAGGAGAUUCCAGGAUUCCUGACAGUUUUACUGUUGUUUGUGUCUCCAUGCAGUGCCGCCAAACACCCUUUCCUGUUUGAGUGUUUACAAAGAUAAAACUCCCUGUGCUCGCUGGUAGAAAUGACUCUUCCAGACGGCUUGUCACUAAGUAACUGAGGCAGGCACCUCAUCCCCUGUGUUUGUAUUUCCAUUUUGGGGGUUUUGUCUUUCCCCUUGUGGAUGGAAGGACGUGAACACGCUGAUUAUCAGAAAAAAAAAGGGACGAAAAAUCACGAUAAAUGUGAGGUUUGGCGUGCAUAUGGACUUUUUUAAAAAGCCGUUUCAUGUUGCAGUCGGCAGUCCUUUUGUCUAGCUCCCCGAACUUUGGCUUUUAACUUCUGCUCAGGAGUGCACGUACACACUCGCGAUUGGGGGUGAGGGGGGGGGCGCUCUGAUGAGGUGAGACCGGCCACUGCUGGAUGAGUCCACACACCUUUACACAGGCCGUUCCCAUGGCAGAAUGUUGGAGAGAAAGCUCGCACAUUCCACACAAUACACGUCAGCACUGUUCCUUUUAUUCUCUCUUUUUUUUUUUUUUUUCUUCUGACAUCCUGCGCCAUUGGGGGCUUUGUGUUUUGGCUUCAUUUGCACUCAAGAUGAAAAUCGUUUCCUGCACGUUAAUGUGAUGGGAAGCACUAUAAUGGUUGUCAGACCACAACAAAAAGCCCCAAAAGGACAUGUAUAUUGUAACAAAACUCUAUUCAUUUGGUAUUAUGUCUGUACAUGUAGGUGCACUGCGAUGUAUGAAUGUUUGUAUCAUAAUGUAAAGUAUUUGUACAUAAAAGGCACUUAAAUAUAUGUUAAAAAAAAAAAAAAACGGAAGGAAUAAUAUAUGUAUAUCUCUGUUCAAGUUCUAUCUGUUUGCAAAUGUUUGUGCUCGUUGGAAAAAAAAAAACAACUAAAAAUGCCCUGAAUCUGUCAAAAUAUACACAGUGAUGUUCUGAAUACUGAUGACUUUGUUUGUGAUUUCCUUGCAAUCGCUGCACAGCCGCAGAAACGUAUGGCCGUGAUUCUUUUGGGAAAUUGAGCAAUUUUUGAAUUUAUAUCUCAAGCCAAUCUAAGCACUGAAAGCUGGCCAGACGCUGGGAUUACACAACUUAUCAAUUCAGAAUAGUGCAAGUCCAAAAGCUCUGUUAUAAAACAGGCUUCUUUUUUUCUUUUUUUUUGCAAGCUGACAACAAUUAAACAAUACCCUAUAACAGCAGAUUCCUUAAUGGCUCAAAUGGGAUUGAUGGUAUAUUGCUUAGUCAUAAAAAUAAUAAAUCAUAAGGGUGCAUUAAGAAGCCAGUUUUCCCAUAUUGACUAAGAAAAAUCCUUUUGCUUUUAGCUUAGUUUGCUGGAUCCAGUUUUCAGAGAUCAAUGACAAUUUAUCAGUUACUGCAGAACUGUUGGAGAGGGUUGACAUUUCCUAGUUUAAGUUAUGAUUUUUCCUAUUUUUUGAUUAAAGGAGAUCGUUGCUCACUGCUUUUGGACAGAUGUGGCCAUUAGUAGAACAAAAUGGUGAUCCGCCCUGUGAUACUACAGUUAGCAUCUGCUUAGCUUAGCGGUUCAAAGCAUGGAGAAAUAGUUAUCUCUCAAAUGUAUAUUGUUUAAAAGCAACUCCACUUGUCGUUUAACCUCUGCUGAUUUCUUAGCUUUGCACAACUCUUGAAGUUUAAACACAUGAACUUGUGGUUUACAGAAUUUGGUUGUGGAGCAGUGAUUCUCAGCGUUAUUUUCUCAGUUCUUGUAAGCUCACAGAUGACGCAUAAAGAAGACAAUUUGUCAUCUGGGCCUAAUUUAAGGGUAGGAUAAGCUCAGGCUAAGGCUAGGCUUGUCAUUUCCAGGACUGGAUUUAAACAGUAAAAUUUCAGUUAAACAGCUUUUUUUCCGUGUUUGUGUUUUUUUGCUGUUCAGAUUUGUUGCUUUAUUGUCUUAGACUGGUCCAAAGGAAAUUUAAGUGGCUAUUUUGAAUCACUUUUGGAAAACUAUACAUUG